CAACACAGUUCGUGUCAACCGUUUCGACAUUUGGUCGCCAUUCGUAAAACUCGUCGAUCUUUGACGAUUCCUAUUAUUUGCUCAGCGCACCUACCACAGUAUAGUAACAUAUGGGUGAGUCUGAGAGAACUUUCCUUCUUCUAGGGCUAGAGGUGUAUUUCAAGUGCGAUAAUGACUUUGUUUGUUUAAUUUUAUACACCAUAAUGUGAUUAUCUCAAUACAAGGAUUUCAUGUGACUUAUAAACGUCGUAUGUAGCUUUGCAGUAGUGAUAUCAUGGGUGUUUCGUUUUUCAAGAUGAUGUGUUAAGAUCAUGUUAAGAAAGAAGCGUGCUUGUUCUUCUCGCAAAUGGACAGAACUACUUUUUUGGUCAAGGGAAGUGGAGUAACGCGUGUCACAUGUCGAAAGAGAGAUCAAAAUGAUUGAUGUAGAAAGAGGAUUGUUUCUUUAUUAUAAAUCAUGUUUGUGCGUUAUACUCCCGUUUUGGACCAGGAGAAUAAGCCAUUAGUGUGUGGAAAAUUUUGUCUCGAAGAGAAGUCUCGACGUUGGCACCCGAAAUCUGAGAAUUUUAAGUUCAGAUUUUGUUUUUUUUGGAAUCAGAGCAGGCGGUCGAGCAGCAACAUAACACAGGCGCAUGAGAUCAGGAGCCUUUCUUUGGCACGCUAAACUUUAAAGUAAUACCCUAUACCGAAAACCGCGAUAUGAUGAAUCACCAAUUGGCUCAAAAACCGCUCUUCCUCGGCUCAAAUUCAGCUGUUUCUGCAUGCAACUAAUUUACAAGUUAACGACGGAAAUAUGAAAUACGAGUACUAAAAUUUGUUUUUCUCGAAUUGCUAAGAUCACGUAGGGGUAUGUAAGAGGGCAAACUUAAUGAUGUAAAUAAAAUAUUGAAACAAUUACGCUUGAAAUAGUUACGCUUGUUUUUUCCUUGUGGUGUUUUUGAGUGCCAAUGAGUAAAACGGACGGACGGUUGCGAGUUAUGGACGCAUCAUUAUGAUAGUCAUUCCAUCAAUCAAUAUCAUGUCUCACUUUACGUAAAAUAAUUGGCUCUUUAGUGAAGAAAUCGGUAUUUUGUGAACGAGGAGCACGCUGUUCGUUAGGCAGCCUCACGGCAAACUCAAAAUUUUUAAGAAAUAUUACAAAUAAAUCAUGGACAGGGGAAUCAAUUCAAUCUAUUGUCAAUCUAUUCUCAAUAUGUUAAAUUGAUCAAAGAUAAGUGCAUUCGUUUUAUAUUUGUUUUUUCUUCUGUAUGUGUGUUGUAGGGUCCGCUCUCUUAAAAAAAGGCUUAUGGGUUCUGAUCUUCUGCAUCCUAAAUGCGGAGCUGAACGCUUCACAAGGUAUGUCAAAUUCUUCUUACUAACGAAUCCUGACAAUUCCUUUAGUAAUAAAUCCUCUUCUCUAGAAUCACUUAGAAGAAACAAAGUUAUUUUGAAUUCACAUGUGUGAUAAGCCUCUGUCUUACAAUAACUCAGGUGAUUGCAUUUUAGAAUCUGCGCUUUGAUUGUCAGCUGACGGAAACCACAAUCUAAUCAAUAGUCACUCAAUACGACCUAAAUGCCUAAUGCACACUGCCUCAUAGUUUCAUGACGGUUGUCAGUUUGUUGCCAACAGUAUGAAAAUUUCUGAAAGUUGUUCGAUCUUAUAUGAGGUUUCUUCGUUUCCACAGCGUAUGAAACUGGGUUUUUUGCGCUAAGUCUGCAUCUUGUCUUACGACCAAUUCAAAUGCGAUGGACAUAUGGACUGUGAAGAUAGCAGUGACGAGCUGGGGGGUGAGUUAAACCGCGGGAAGAAAAUCGAAAAAUGGACAAUUUUUCGAUUCCAACUAUUCUAGGAGGAAAUUAAGGACAACCUCGAAACUAGUUAUUUCAGCUUUUUCGUGCCAAAAGUUCCUCUGGUCAAGAAAAAUAUAUUUUCAAAUCAAACGCUUUAAAAAAGGCUCGAAUUAGUCGGCUUUUGUUGUAAGUUUUUGGAAAUUGGAUACAAGAAUGUCCUGAGCGUUUCUUGCUUGUGACUACAUGGUAUUGCAAUGAUGCAACAGAAGUUCAUUAUUGUUAACGCCAAGAGGAGAAUUUUGUUGAAGCGAUUGUUUACUUAAAUCCUAUUUUGUCGGGGAUCAUUUGCCAUCUCAGCAUUAAAAGUUCUGCCGGAAUUAUAGUAAUUAUGUGAAUGGUUACAGUCAAAAUGAUUGGUUCACUUUAUCCCCUUUGACUUGAUACUGAAAUGUAUCACUUACUUGCCUUCUUAUUCUCGUAGGAUAGAGCAAAACAGUCGUUUCAGGAAAACUCGGCCGUGAUAAAUUGUAUCUAUUUUUCAGAUUUGGAGGGCAUCUUCCAAGACUAUGGCAGCAAGGAAACUCAACCAUUCCCGGUUUACCAUACAGUAAAGGGCUUUGAUAUUCAAUUGAGAUUCUCCACUGAAACUUGCACGGGGCAAUUGGUGGAGAUAAAGAGUAAGGACACCAAUCAUUUCUUGCGUCUCACGCUUCUAGACAUAGGCCCCAUUCGGAUGUCAUACAGUACCCCUAAAGGUAAGAGCCAAUUGAAUCUUGCUAUGCCAUUAAAAGGAGGGUUCUGCGAUGGCAAGAGGCACUCUCUUUGGCUCAGCACCUACCGUGGUGUUGUUUCAUUUGGUGUAGACAAAGCUCCUCCAAUAAGGUUUUACGUGGCACUCUUAAGAGAACUAUUUCCGUCACCAGCAAACAUAAUUAUUGGCAAAGGUCUUCAAGGAUGUGUUUCUGGUUCCACGGUUGUCCUUCGCGUCAGUAAAACCCAGGAAUACCGUGUAGGAACGUCGUCUGGUUGUUCUAUGAAUAGUAAGUACCAUGGGACUCUUUUAAUCAGUAGAUAAUAACAGAAGCCUACAACAUUAGAAGCACGUUCUUCAUCCUUGGAACAAAGGUUUUUUGAACUUGAAUAUAUUGUUAAAUCAAUCGGCAGAGUAAAGUGCAAUACGCGUGGUGAACAAUUUUGGUAACAUUUUGGACUGUUAAGGUUUUGAAAACUUAAGUUUUUCUGUAUAGUCAGCACCAUACAAUAAGUAUACUGUUUGUGAGUAUCGAUUAAUUUAUAUUUGAGUAGCGUCAAUGAUAACAAUUCACAAUAAUUGAGAAAGCAUUUUAAAAAUGGUUGCGAGCCAAUAAAUUUCGCUCACUCUUGCGGUAUUAAGCGCAUGCUCUCAUCUGUUAUUUAGAACAGGAGAGGAGAUGAAAAUAACCUAAGCGAACGUUUUUCAUGAAAGCAGAUUGGUCUGAGCGGUCGCGGAAUUGCAACAAAAAGGCCUAAAGGCAACAAAAAGCCAAAAGGUUUAUGGAUCACCGAUCAUGGAGAUACUGAUCAUUGAUCAUGGAAAACUGAAAACUUUUUUUAGUGAGGCGAUACACAUAAGAAAUACAGUCUAAAGCGCAUUGUGCAUCGCUAUCAGCGACUUAGAGCCAAAGACUAGCUGUUAACUGUCAACCUUUUAGUAUUCCUUAAGGUCAAUUUCCUUUUUUUCUUCUGCUAGAACCCACUACUCAAUCUCCGAAGCAAAUUCUUGCACAGGUAUUGGAAAACUCCGAUAAGGUAAUAAAGGUAACGACUAAGAGGACAACCUUGAUAAGGGGAACUCUGACUAAGAACGAGCAAAUGUGGAUGACAAAUUCACUGAAGAAAGUAACAACGAGAAAUCCAAUUCUACCAAGGAAAGCUGAGGAAAGUACAACUGAAGCAACAUCUCUAAAAAAGGAUGCACGCUAUACAACAGAAAAUCAAGGAAAGGCUACUAUUGUGGAAAGUUCUUCGGCAUUGACCACUGAAAUAGACUCAAGGGUGUCUACAACUGCGACGGGAUCAACAACAAGACAAACAACAAGCUUACUUUCCUCUAUGAUGACAGGAACACUAUCAACAGUUAUAGGAAAAGAAAAACUUGAAAAACGCUUGUCAACAGCUGGUUCAUUAGUUGAUAAUAAGUCGAGCAAGAGAAACGAAACGAAGAAUGGCAGGGACACAGUACCGACAAACACAGUCAGUCCACGUUGGAAUAUUUCAACGCCAGUAAUGUCUACAACAAAACCAGGUAUGUUCAUUCAGCAUAGUCACGAGGGCAGGGUACGGCUGAUAAGGGAAAAGGGAUAUUAUUCAUUCCGUUGGAUAAAUAAGCGCUUUGCCUAUUGCUAAGAAAUCUGCAAAAAAAGAGAUGUAAUUAUUUUUCAUCAGGAAAAAUGUGGCUGGUUCCUUAUUAUAUAUCAAGAUAUCUCAACCGUUGACAGUAAUUGGAGCUCUGGAAGAAUCCACAAUGAGACGAAAUGGGUCAUCAUAAGUGUAUCUAAAAUAAAAUAAACAAGACAAAAAAAAUCGCAGAAGCAGACAAGCCAGUUAGGUAUUUAUAAGCGUGGCCUUUGAAAAAUUUUGCUCUCCAAUGAGACUCAAUCGUUUAUACGUUUUGUUGCCAUUCUCGUGUGUUUUGUUUUGUAGACGUUUGUGGAGGUGUGCUGAUGUCUGUCAAGGGCCAGUUGAUGUCCCCAGGAUACCCAAAAGGGUAUCCCUCCAACACAACAUGUAUAUGGUCCAUCAUCUUACCAAGUGAUUACCACCUCAUCAGUUUUACUUUCCAUAAAGUGUACUUAGAGGAGGACAGAAACUGCGUGUAAGUGGCUUUCUCAGUUUUAUUUGGAAACUUGUUGCUAAAGAACAUUUUUUCGAUCCUCUUGAUCGUCUGCUAGUAGCUGCAACCUUUGUGCUCAAGACUGUUCGGAGAGCUUUUUCCCAGCCUUAAGCUGUCCGCGUCUAUUCAAAUUCACUCAUAUUCAAGUCAAUGCCAAGGAUAGGCGUAAGAUUUGUACCAUACACUCAGCACGAUGUGUUGUUUGUCAAUGUCUAAAGUGCUGGCUAAAGUGCUGGCCAUAAAAUUAAUUCCAUGUUGUAACCUUUGAGAUCAUCAGAUGGCCGAUAGAGCAGAGUGGCCUCUCCUGAUGAAUAUCAGGGUGUAGUCAUGCCGCUCAGUAUGUUUCAGCAACACCUGGACCUGCAAUUAAAACAUGUUAAGACAUUGCUUUGCAGAACCAUGUUCUAAAGCGAUUUCAAUGUAGAAAAACGUCAUCCUAAUAUUUAUGCUAUGGGCGAUGAAGAGUUGUAGCUAAGAAUGAAAAGACAUUGUUCUUUUCGAUGACCCACCUACCUAAAAAUCUCGAGGUCCAUCGAUUGUUUAAAACCAGGGCACAAAUAAGACUAUAACUAGGUCGUUGUCUUUAAAAGUCGUCUGAGACUAUGUCAUGAAAGCUAAAUGUUAACACCUAUCUUUGAGGAGCACAGAUACUUUUUGAACCGAAAAUCUUUAGCCAUUGUGCUUUUUGCACCGAUUUUCCUGGUUUGUGAACUUUUUUAUAGCCUAGGUCGUAAAGGGAGACCAAAGCAAUUUUACUCAUAACUGGUUUUAGAAAGCACAUAUCUAUUUCUUUAAUUAGGACAAUAUAUUUGUUUUCAGAUACGACUAUAUUGCUGUGUGCGACAUGUUAGGCAAUGAAGUGGGUCAGCGGUAUUGUGGUUCCAUCACGUCUCCUAUCCUAAAACACGUCAAAGGCAACAUGGCCACAGUUGUUUUCCGUUCAGAUUCUGCAAACAGCAAGAAGGGAUUUAUCUUGUCUUAUAAAGGUCGGAAAUGCCAUAACCCAUCGGUUGUGGAUGAGUGAAAGAUACCUUUAGUAUAGGGCUUGUAAAAAGCAAAUCCAGCUUUGUAGUUAAGAGCCUUCUACUAAUUACCUGGUUAGAAAGAACGUCCAAAAAAGUUCACCUGAAGCCACGUAGGAGUUGUAGGUGAAGUCCGUUUGACAUAAAUUGUGCAAUUUGUCGAGUAUUUCGGAAAUUUUGAUUCCCAAAAACCUCUUGAAAUUGUUCUCUAAAAUGUUCACAAAGUAACAAAACCGGCAGUUUUUAGAUAGCAGUAACUGAAAACCUUUCUCAAAGAUUUUCAUUGCAUUGCUAUAAACAUUACACAGUAAUAAACAUUUUAUCCACUAUUCCGUGUGUGCUUGUAUCGGAGGAAGAUCAAGAGCGUUAAAAGACAAUGAGAGUAAGUGAGACAGUGACAGAGACAGUCACAAUGAAGUGUCAGUGACACAAACAGUACCAGUGAAUGAAAAGACACUGACCGUGACAGGGACAGUGACGGUGACACGGUCAAUGAUGGUGAUAAUGACAGUGAUAAUGAAAAUGAAGUGGGAGUGAUAGAGAAAGUGAAUGCGAUAGAGACAGUGACAUUGACAUUCAGAGGGACAGUGACAGUGUUAGAAACAGUGACACUGACAGUGCAAGUGACAGAGACAGUGACAAUGACAGAGACAAUGGCAGUGAGGGAGUAUGACAACGGCAACAGAAACAGUUUCGAAGCCAGUGACACAGACAGUGUCACAAAUGCGACAAAUCAGAGGCAAUGUGUCAUUUUUUUUCCCGAAAGGUGACUAUCCUGUUUCUGUCGUCCAGGCGGGCCACCACCGCACCCGAGGAAUUGAUAGACAAUCAGCACAACAAACAGCACAUUGGAAACUACAAAUCGCAUUCCAUUCACUUUCACAUUUCACCCUCACAACUACGCAAUUAAAUAUAUCAUUCUUAAAAACUUUUAAUUACUACAAAAUGAUUCAGAGACUGGUACAUUCUUUUCGCAACUUCCAGUUAUGUCAUUCAAACGUGACAAAAUCAUAGGCAACUCUGUAGUCAGAGGUAAUGACCUGCCUGGAACUUUCAAAUGCGCCUGCGCAUGAUGCAGAUCUGUCCUUUCAUUCAUGAGGUGGAGGAAAUGUCGGGACCCGAGAGAUCCAUCAAGAUUAAUGAUCGAUCCGUCAAUGUCAUCUACUGCAUAACUUGCACUUCUUGCCAAAAGCUAUACAUAGUUGAAACAGGAAGACGACUGGGUGACCGAUUCCGAGAACAAAAAUGUAUCUUUCCUAAAUUUAUCUUUGAAAUCGGCACUCUUAAUCCCCACGUUAUCAACGAACGCUUUCAUUCAACUAGUUUAUUCUUGUCUUUCUCGUUACCUGUUCCCACCAAUAGCGUAGUUCCAUUUUCUGCACGUAAACACACACACAACCCACAAUUCCUCCAUUUGCUCUGACGAAGGGCUGACACUUGGAACGUCAGCUUUGAAACUCUUCAAGGUGGCCAAUUUACGUUAUCAACUCAGUUGAUAAUACCAUAUUACCUAGUGACAGAAACAGUUACACUGACACUGCCAGUGAUAGCAAGUGACAUUGUAAGUGACAGUGACAGUGGCAAUGUGAGUGACAGAAAAAGCGACAGUGAUUGUGACAGGCAGUGACACUGAUAGACUCAGUGACAGUAACAGAGAAGGUAACAUAGACAGUGAGAGUGACUGAAACGCUGCCAAGGCCAGUGACAGAGACGGUGACAAUGACGGUGAAAAUGAGAAUGACAUAAACAGUGACUGAGGCAAUAAUGGUGAGAGUGAAUAAAAAUUGUGAAAGAGAAAGUGACCGUAGAAGUGGAAUUCAGAGUGCCCAUACCACUGAGUGAAAUAAUGACAAAGAAAGCUAGAGUAAAUAUGAGAGACAAUGACCUUGUGACAGUGACAGUGAGAGUGACAGAAACAGAAACAUAAAUAAUGAGUGACAGAUAUAUUUUCUUUCAUUCUUCUUAACGGUAAUAAAAUCGUUUAUUUAUUCUAUAAUUCUGUAAGCAAUACCAUUAGUCAAUGGGAAGCAUUCAAUAAUGAGCAGACUCUGCUGAAACAAUUUCUGAAAGGAUUCGCAAACUUCAACCAACAUGUGAGCAAACAAACUGAAUGUUAUUACGACACGUUGUGCAUGACAAUUGGUGGUCACGCUUCAAAAUGGACACCACGUCAAAAACUUACUUAUGCAGGUAAUAUUGCUAUUCGCAAUUAGAAACCGACCUUACUUUAAACAUACCUAACAUGGAAAACAUACUUUAUAACUUUGGGUAUGAAAUAACCAGACUGGGUACGACUGGGUACAAAAUGACCGUGGUCACGAGACGACCCUUGGUACAAAACGACUGGUAACCAAGAAAUAAGAGUGACAGAGACAAAGAAUGGACAGUGACAGUGUUAGAGGCCGAGAUAGUGGCAGUCGCAGUAACAGUGAUAUACCAUACCCUCUGCAUAGUGUGUCAUUUGCUGGUAUCUGUAGUGCUGGAAAAAAAAGGAAUUUCAUGACACAACCCUUAAGACUGUCAGCGGUAUGGCUGACAGAACUGACGUCCUUGUUUUCUCUUCAAUUCCCGAAAACAGCUAGAGGGGAUUCGUCUUGUCUUAUAGAGGUCGUGAAUGCCAUAACCGAUUGAAGUGGAUUAGUGUAAGAUAUUGUUAGUAUGGGGCAGGUAGAAAUUAAAUUCAGUUUUGUAGCUGAGCUUUUCAUUAAUUACCAAGUUUGAAAUAAUGUCCAAGAAAGUUCACUUUAGGCCAUUUAGGAGUCGUAGGUGAAGUCUGUUUGACACAAACUAUGCAAUCUGUUAAGUAUUUUGGAAAUUUUGAUUCCUAAAUGCUUGGAAUUGUCUUCCAGGAUGUCCACAAAAUGGAAAAACAGC
Pocillopora meandrina is the source of this 8538-nucleotide messenger RNA. The record is from the annotation of a GenBank genome assembly. NCBI's taxonomy places the organism in Eukaryota, Metazoa, Cnidaria, Anthozoa, Scleractinia, Pocilloporidae.